AUGCCUGCCCCAUCGCCCAGCACGAGGAAAGCCCGUACUUGUCCGUACUGCAAGCGCGAGUUUCGCCGCCACGAACACCUCCAACGCCAUGUUAGACUGCACACCAAAGAAAAACCCUACGCAUGUGCGUGCGGGGAGACCUUUGCAAGAAGAGACCUCUUGAAGCGCCACCGUGGUCUCGUGCAUGGAGGCCUCGAGCCAUCUCCAUCCCCACAUGGAGAUACAAGGUCUCCCCAGGUUGGUGUCGCAUCACCAGCACAAUCCCACGGGAAAGUUACGGCAGGGCCCCCAUCAGUCACUCCCCAUCGUGGAGACCCAUUUGUGUAUUAUCCAUUGUCAGCUCAGCCAGGAGAUAGUGCAUCCUUCAUCCCCACCGAGGCUGCAACGGGUGGCGACGAACCUACCAUUAAUACCAUUCAAGACUCAACUGUAUUAUAUCCCGCAACUUCAGAGCUCUAUCCUCCAUUGGAAGAAUUCAGCGAAUUCAUCAACAGUAUGGGUCUUGCGCUUGAUCUUGACAGCCCUUUGAACUUGGGCGGUCUUUUGCCGGAGCACGAUCCUCCCCCUGAUACUACCCAUAGGGUUAGCAGGAAUAUAUCAAGCGCUCCAAUUACCAGAGCUGACCCUGAUGAAGACCAAAUCGAGUCUCCUAACCGGGCACAAAUGCCGACGUUGCUUCCGAUACCGUUGAAUCCCUGGAUACAGGCAGCCGUUUAUAUACCACUUUUAAAGAUAACCGAGAGCCAAAGAGCAAAUAUUGUACAGGAUCUCGAGCCAUUUCAACAUCUAUUAUCCGGAUUCACCUUACCGUCCAGAGAGUCGAUGACUCGGUUCUUGAAUGCUUACUUUGACGGCGUAUAUCUUCACUUGCCAUUCAUACAUUGUGCUUCAUUCAACCCGGAGAAGAACCCCUUAGAGCUUGUUCUAGCAAUGGCAGCAACAGGCGCGCAGUAUAGGUACGAACAUCGAAAAGGUCGUACGCUUUACCACGCAUCUAAAAUUAUCUUCCACGAGAAGCAGAAGGCCAGACAUGCGCUUUCAAACAAUCACGAGUCGACCGCGGCCUUGAAUACCACCGGAGCACACUCAUCAAGUUCAAACACUACAGACGAUUUAAGAUGCCUCCUCAAUCUUAUAAUCUACGCCACCUGGCAGCAAGAUGUUGAGCUUGUGCGCGAUGCGUGCGAUAUGCAGAGCAUCCUAGUUCGCCUGUUGAGGGAUAGUGGGCUGGUCGAGGAAAGGAGCACAACCACUGACAUUUCCAGUCUUGACUGGCAAACAUGGCUCCAACUGGAAUCGGACCGCCGCGUCAAGCUCUUUUCUUUCGCUUUUCUGAACCUACAAAGUAUUGCGUACAAUCUGCCACCGAUAUUUCUUAGCAGCGAAAUCAACCUGCGGCUGCCAUGUACCUGUGACGAAUGGCGUACGGUAGAUCAAUCCCAUUGGAAGCAGGUCAGACAGUCCAUCCAUCAAGAUCAGAGUCUCUUCCAGGAUGCACUGUCGUUUCUGCUAGAGGACCAGAAUGAUACGCAUGACGCUUCCCUUCAGCCAACCCCGUCACCCACGGCUAGUCUACUUCUGAUACAUGGGCUGUUGCAAAGAAUUCUGCUCAGCCGACAAGCAUCCAUGUCCCGUACAGUGCCACAGGUGGAUAUAUUCACAAACGCCCUGCGCCGAUGGACUUCACGAUGGCAACUGGCACCAGAAUCCAGCCUCGACCCAUUAAACCCAAAUGGCCCAAUUCCCUUUACAUCAACAGCCCUACUAGGAUUAGCGUAUGCCCGUCUAGAACUGGACCUGGGACCAGCCAGAAUGCUGAAAACGCGAAACCCGCGGGAGAUCGCUCAAGGGCUUCUGCGGUCUCCAUCUAUAGAGCGCGGACCGCAUCUACUCCCAGCGUUACUCCACGCUACGCAUGCACUCAGUAUUCCUGUGAAACUGGGAGUUGAAUACGUCUCCCGAAGCCAGGCGUUUGUAUGGAGUAUUCAACAUGCGCUUUGUGGGUUAGAGUUUGCGGUCUUGCUAGAUAAGUGGUUGAAAGCGAUAGGGAGGUCAAUGGAUGAGAAGCCUUUAGAAGAACACGAACAACGGAUACUCGAUUGGAUCCGCCGAGUCGUAGAAGAAGGGCGAUCAUCUGUCGAAGAUGAGGAUACGAUGCCGGAGGCCUUGAACUGUAAUCGCUUGGCCUUCUUUGUCGUAAGGCUCUGGGCGCGCAUUAUGCGUGGGAAUGCGCAGUGGCCGUUUGUGGAUGUUAUAGGACAGAGUCUGGAGUUGUAUGCGGAGGCCCUGGACACUAUUCACCCAGUGUCAUGA
Aspergillus puulaauensis is the source of this 2313-nucleotide messenger RNA. RefSeq lists its product as uncharacterized. Gene Ontology annotation, biological process: DNA-templated transcription; regulation of transcription by RNA polymerase II. Gene Ontology annotation, molecular function: RNA polymerase II cis-regulatory region sequence-specific DNA binding; zinc ion binding; DNA-binding transcription factor activity, RNA polymerase II-specific. The transcript is spliced from 6 exons. The record is from RefSeq and is a predicted model, not a curated record. Gene Ontology annotation, cellular component: chromatin. NCBI's taxonomy places the organism in Eukaryota, Fungi, Ascomycota, Eurotiomycetes, Eurotiales, Aspergillaceae. Bases 1 to 2313 code for a protein of 770 amino acids.